Messenger RNA from Oncorhynchus tshawytscha (Chinook salmon), 5099 nucleotides. RefSeq names its product centriolar coiled-coil protein of 110 kDa. Lineage: Eukaryota; Metazoa; Chordata; Actinopteri; Salmoniformes; Salmonidae. The coding region runs from base 391 to 2916 and encodes 841 amino acids. The transcript is spliced from 13 exons. Gene Ontology annotation, cellular component: centriole. The record is from RefSeq and is a predicted model, not a curated record. Gene Ontology annotation, biological process: centrosome duplication; regulation of cytokinesis; centriole replication.
UCAUAACACGUAUAUAUAUAGACAUAAUAUAACAUUUGAAAUGUCUCUAUUCCUUUGGAGCUUUUGUUGAGUGUAAUGUUGACUGUUCAUUUUUUAUUGUUUAUUUAACUUAAUUUGGCAAUGUAAACAUAUGUUUCCCAUGCCAAUAAAGCCCCUUGAAUUGGAGAGAGAGAUUUGAGAGCUGAUUAGAGGGAAGGUCAUUAGGCCUACUCUGGCUCUGUGCCACAUUCCAGAACUUGACUGUUGUGUUCUAAGGAAGAAGUAUCCUACACUCUUAGGAAAAAAAAGGGUUGCAAAAGGGUUCUUCAGCUGUCCCCAUAGGAGACCUUUUUGGUUCCAGGUAGAAUCCUUUUGGGCUAUAUGUAGAACCCUCUGUAGAAAGGGUUCUACAUGGAACCCAAAAUGUUCUUCAAAUGGUUAUCCUAUAGUGUCACGCGGAGUGGAACAGGUGAACCCAAGAGCAGACUCAGACGAGGAGACUGGGAUGAGGUAACCAAGCUGAGUGUGGAGCAGCGCAGCGAGAUGUCCCAGUACAGACAGAGGGCUGCCCAGCUGGAGGUGGACAGACAGGCACUACGCAGCAGCAGCCUGCUGGCCAGGGUUCAGGACAUCCUGGACAGUGCUCAGGUGGACAAAGUACCAGAGAUGGAGGGUAAAAUGGAUCUACCAACUCCGCCAUAUUGCCUUUCCCCAAAACCUGAGACAGUGAAUGGCUACACCCUGGUGACAGACUCCCCUGGGCUACCCAGGGGCGGUGGUGUUGUUGGGCUACACAUUACGGAUCGGCCCACCACCCCUCCACCUGAGUCCCCCAUAGUCCUGAAUGGGUACAGGGCAGAGGAGAGAGAGAAGCAGGUAGAGGAGGAGAGGUGGGAGGUAGAGGAGGAGAUGAGGAGGGGAGAGGAGGAGAUAGGGGGCGGUCAGGAUGUGAGUUUCCAGAGCCUUCUGAGGAGGUCGAGGGAGUAUGUGGAGAGAGAGCAGGCCCAGAGGGGGUCAAAGGUCAUCGGCAGGGUCACUUCCACCACCCCGUCUGCGGAGAGCCUCUCUGACAAGGAGAACGAGAGCCGCAGUCCUCUGGGAGAGAUGAAACCUGAACAGGGGUACAGCCUGCGCCACAGUCCGCUAAACCCACCUCAGACCCAGGCCCACAUCCAGCACCAGAGUCAGUAUCCUGCCCAAGCGCAAGCCCAGUACCAGGCUGUGUGUGACCCAUAUGACUCUCGGGUUAGCUGCCUCUCAUCUGGCCUCCCCGACCCUUACGCCCUCCUGCCCAGCCCUGAACCCAGCAUGAGUCCCCGCCCCCACCACCGCCGACCACGUCCAGUGUCCACUGGUAACAUCCUGAUCUCCUUCCCCAUUGGCACGGCCGACCUCAUCCCCAGAGGGCUAGUGGGGAGGCACCAGGAGAGCACUGUUGUCAUGGCGACAGGGGUGAUGAGGUCACCGGAACGGGGGUCAGGCGUCAGUGACGGUAGUAGUUGUCGUGGCAGCCAGUGUGGCACCAGCCCGGUCCAGGAGAAGAGCUGCAGCCCAGUCAGUACCUCCGGAACUGGUUCACAUGGGCAUCAUGACAUCAUCAGCUCUGGGUUUCGCCGGCGCUGCCACACCCUAGACAGCCAGCUCCACUCCUCCCAUUCUGCCUCAGGACCUGGCAUGGGCCACAGCCAGGAGAGGCUCCCGCGCUUCAUGGGGGGAGUGCCUCGUUUGGCCCCGAGCCGUAGGAGCCCCGCGGUCCCCCUGAAUCAGUCCUAUGAGGUGGAAAACCCCUCGGCAACGCUGCUAAGGCCCCACGUGAGACCCUUGACCCCUGACCUCUCUCCUUGCCAGAUGAGGCUGGAUCCUGAGGGGCCUCAGUGGCCCCAUGAUGGACGGAUCACACCCAGCUCUUCCCUAGAGGAGCAGGACAGUAAGACAGAGGAGACCCAGCGACAUGUGAGUGCUCUGGAGGAGAUGCAGAGGCGUCUGGAGGAGGAGCAUGCCCUGCAGAUGUCUCUUCUCAUGGCUGAACAGAAGAGAGAACAACAGCGCCUUUGUCAGGAGCUGGAUGAGAAGGGGAAGAGGCUGAGAGAGCAGGGGUGUGGCCGGCUCCUGAGUGGGGACGGUGGACUCAGCCCUUCCUGCCCUAGCCUUAGCCCCACCCUGAGUGCUACUGAUAGGUCACCUAGACACAGUGUACACAGCAUGGGUUUCUCCUCUCCACUGAGCUCCAGUGCUCCCUCUCCCUCCAUGCAGCCUCCUGUCUACCUGUGGGGGCCCACCUGGGGGGCCAGCAAGCCCCGGGGAAGGCCCAGUCAGGUUGUGACAGUUGAACAGCAGAGGGCGCUGUGUCGUCUGGGAGCCAUCAGUUGUGGGUUCCUCACCCGCAGACUGCUCCAGACAGAGAAGGUGAAACAGCUGCGCCAGACCAUUCAGGACACACAAGAGUUCAUCUGCUCGUUCCAGACUGAAGCUCCACAGAAGAGAGGAUCCAUCUCAGCACAGGACCUGUCUCUGCAGGAGAGAGUCAGGGCACAGUUGCGUGCGGCUCGAUAUGACAUCCAUGACAUCUUCUUUGAGAUGCCCCUGGAGGAGAGGCUGGCUCUGCUGCAGCUGGACAGAGAGGUCCGCACAGAGAAGAAGCUACGAGAAAUGGAGAAAGCCAGGAGUCCUAAUGACAGAGUGCUGUCUGCUGCCACACAGAGGUCACUGGACAGGAAGAAGAGGGUGGGUGAGUCUCCAGGACAAGCCAGGAAAGUACAGAAGAAGCCAAAGAGCCCUCCCACUAACAGGAUCCUGAAGCCAAGUCAGGGUCAGAAUGCCCCUGUCCCAGGUCAGCUAAACCGACAGGGUCUGUCUGUCAGGAGCUGGUACAGAAAUACCCCGGAGGACAGAGUGAGGCGCUCAGACAGCCUGAAGAAGCAUAACUCCCUGGGCUAACUGAUUCCUCCCUCAGUCCCUCUAUGACCCCUCACUCCCUGACCCUUGACCUCUGAGCCUUCUAUCGGCCCCAUGUUCCACUAUGGUUCGACCACCACCAAUGCUACUAGUCUCUCUAACCUCCCUCUGACCUCCCUCUAACCUCCCUCUGAAGGUUCAGUCCAGUGCUCUCUGCCCAUCGAACACCCUACCAAAUGUAUUGUUACUAUAGUUACAUAGAUUUUCUACUAUUACAAACUUAUAAACAGUUCAUGUAUCCCUUAGGUGUGAAUGCUGCUGUGCACUCUUGUGCCAAGAUAAUUCAUGCAUUAAUGCUGCUAGAUAGCUAUAUUUGCUGCUUAACUUGCAAAGACUUUGUAGCUAGAGGCCUUCAGUAGUGGAUAUGUAGUAGGGAGAAGGACUCAUAAAGAAGCAUUACAAAAGUAAAGGAAGUAGAUUCCAUUAGUUAGAGGUCUGGAUUGUCUUCUGACAGGUGGCGGCAUUCCUCCUCUCAUUUUUUAAUGUAAAAAAAAUGUCAUCUUUAUUUAACCAGGCAAGUUAGAACAAAUCCUUAUUUACAACGACGGCCUACCCCGGCCAAACCAGGACGAGGCUGGCCAAGUUAGAACAAAUCCUUAUUUACAAUGACGGCCUACCCUGGCCAAACCAGGACGAAGCUGGCCAAGUUAGAACAAAUCCUUAUUUACAACGACGGCCUACCCCGGCCAAACCAGGACGAAGCUGGCCAAGUUAGAACAAAUCCUUAUUUACAACGACGGCCUAACACGGCCAAACCCGGACGAGGCUGGGGCAAUUGUGCGCCGCCCUUUGGGACUCCCAAUCACGGCCGGUUGUAAUAACCUCAACAUAGUCGUCAACAUAGCCGUGGCGUUAUCUGACGUAAGACAAUGAGAGGUUUGUGAACUGUUAAACACACUGGCGGCCUUUCCAGACACAGAAACACCUCAGAAAUAGAGAUCAUUGUGUGAUUACCUAGCUUUAACCCUUGCUAUAGUAGCCAUCUCCCUCUGCUGGUAGUCACAGAUAGUUGCCAUGUAAAAAAAGGUAUUUUAAACAUGCAGUAUUUAUUUCUUAUAUAGUUUUUGUUAAAGCGCCCUGUCCCUAUAAUACAUGGUGCUGAACUCUCAGCUCUGUGUGUAGUCUGGAACAUUUCAAAUUGGUUUGUGUGUGAUGUGUGCAAUUUGAAAAUAUCAAUGUGUUCUGCUGCAAAACGUCACAGCCAAAUGAAAGAAAAUGUACAGUUGAAUGUACUAUUGUCUUAUUUUACACUGUACCAAGAGAAACAUGCUUUGGUUUCAGAUGGUUUGUUUAUCCGGCAUGUUUGAGCUGUAGCUGAGAGACAAACCUAUGUCUCUGGAGAGUAUUUAGAAUAUCCCAUACAGAAAUGUAGCUGCGUUUCACAAACAAACAUGACUGAGAUACCUGGAAUAUCUGAAAUCUGACAGUGUAUAUGAGAGGAUUUACAGAGAAAACAUUGACAAUGAAAACCAAUGUAACUCACCACUGUGCAGUAGCUAUAACAUCCUUUUCUCAAAGCAGUCUUCUUGUAGCCUGGCUGAUGCACAGGCCCACGUGGUACACAGUGAGAGGAGAGCUUGUGGUACGUACAAGAGUGUUUGCCAGGGAAGUCUUCUUUCCCCACCAAGGGGCUGAUGUACCCCACCUAGGGGCUGAUGUACCCCACCUAGGGGCUGAUGUAUCCCACCUAGGGGCUGAUGUAUCCCACCUAGGGGCUGAUGUACCCCACCUAGGGGCUGAUGUAUCACACCUAGUGGCUGAUGUACCCCACCUAGGGGCUGAUGUAUCCCACCUAGAGGCUUAUGUAUCCCACCUAGGGGCUGAUGUAUCCCACCUAGGAGUUGAUGUACCCCACCUAGGGGCUGAUGCACCCCACCUAGGGGCUGAUGUACCCCACCUAGGGGCUGAUGUACCCCGCCUAGGGGCUGAUGUAUCCCGCCUAGGGGCUGAUGUACCCCUCCUAGGAGCUGAUGUACCCCUCCUAGGGGCUGAUGUACCCCACCUAGGGGCUGAUGUAUCCCACCUAGGGGCUGAUGUAUCCCACCUAGGGGCUGAUGUAUCCCACCUAGGGGCUGAUGUAUCCCGCCUAGGGGCUGAUGUAUCCCACCUAGGGGCUGAUGUAUCCCACCUAGGGGCUGAUGUACCCCACCUAGGGGCUGAUGUAC